Acanthosepion pharaonis is the source of this 627-nucleotide messenger RNA. The record is from the annotation of a GenBank genome assembly. Lineage: Eukaryota; Metazoa; Mollusca; Cephalopoda; Sepiida; Sepiidae.
AUGGCUGAUCCCAUGCCACCAAUUGAAGCUGCACUCAGAUUAGAACUUUUAACGUAUAGUACUAGCGCGCAAACGUGGUUCGUCCAGCUUGAUGCAAUUUUCCAGGCGAGGCAUAUUACUUUACAACAAUCCAAAUUCGCAUUUGUGAUGGAGAAGUUACCUGCCGACGUGGCAUCGGAGGUAGCGGAUAUCCUUACUUUUCUUAAAAUAUGCGCAACUGCAAGUAACGUCUUCUUCGUCCGCCCUGCAACGAUUUCUCGCCAAGGUCCGAACUCUUCCCUCUGCCGUCUGAGACUGACUCUUCUCUCUGCCUUCCGGGGAACUCUAACUUUCUCUGUCUGGCCUGCAAUUCUUCUGCCUGCCUGGCCUGCAAUUCUUCUGCCUAUCUGGCCAGGCAAUUUUUCUGCCUGUCUGGCCGACGAACAGCUUUUCUGCCUAUCUGGCCUGAUGCAAUUCUUCUGCCUGUCUGGCCUGCAAUUCUUCUGCCUGUCUGGCCUGCAUAUCUUCUGCCUGUCUCAACAUGUCGAAACGGACUUUUGCCCCCUUCUUGCCCUUGAUGCGAACAGAAUGUUGAGGGCCCGCCGGCCGCUCUCCAACUGCUCUGGCCGUCCACCCCCGCAACUCUGA